This is a messenger RNA of Diospyros lotus (date-plum), 1011 nucleotides long. Its product is annotated as glycine-rich protein 2-like. The record is from RefSeq and is a predicted model, not a curated record. Lineage: Eukaryota; Viridiplantae; Streptophyta; Magnoliopsida; Ericales; Ebenaceae. Bases 90 to 695 code for a protein of 201 amino acids. The transcript has a single exon. Gene Ontology annotation, molecular function: zinc ion binding; nucleic acid binding.
UCUCUCUCGUCUUAACAGAGAAAGGAAGAAAGAAAGAGAGAGAUUGGGGGAGGGUAAAGUAGGGUUUGGGUUUGGGUUUGAUUCUUUCGAUGGAGAAGGGAAACGACGGCAGGAGAACAGGGAUUGUGAAGUGGUUCAGCGACCAGAAGGGUUUCGGCUUCAUCACUCCUGAUGACGGAGGCGAAGAUUUGUUUGUCCACCAGUCCUCGAUCCGGACCGAGGGCUUUCGCAGCCUGGCCGACGGCGAGACCGUCGAGUUCUUGAUCGAGUCCGGCGGCGAUGGCCGCACCAAAGCCGCUGAUGUCACCGGCCCCAACGAGUCCCCGGUUCAAGGCACCUCGCGUGGCGGAGGCGGCGGAGGAAGAGGCGGUGGCGGUGGGUAUGGCUUUAACGGUGGAGGAAGAGCAGGUGGAGGAAGAGGCGGCCGCGGAGGCGGGGGAGGGGGUUACGGCGGCGGAGCUGGGUACGGCGGCGGUGGCGGCGGCUAUGGAGGUGGUGGUUAUGGAGGUGGUAGUGGGAGCGGUUGCUUCAAAUGCGGUGAUACUGGGCAUAUCGCCAGGGACUGUUACCAGGGCGGCGGCGGCGGAGGCGGCGGCAGGUACGGCGGAGGCGGCGGCGGCGGCGGAGGCGGAGGCUGCUACAGCUGUGGUGAGCAAGGGCAUUUCGCUCGUGAUUGCCCCAACUCCAACAAUUGAAACUGGUAAACAGGAAAGAGAAAGAGGGUCCCCUCUUCAUCGUUCUUAGUAUUUUAUAUUUGAAUUUCUGAAUCGGUGAACCAUACAUAUUACAGUAUCUAUUUUGUGAGCAUUACAGGUGAUGUGGCGUAUGGUCACCUCUUUGGAUUUGUCGUGUGGUUUUAGUGUUUGGUUUUUGGUAGGUAGACUUUUAUCUUCGGAUAUGGCGCUUUGUAAACUCUUUAUGCAUCUUAUGCUGUCUGGAUGAAAUGUGAUGACAUUGGAGGUUGGGCAACUCGUUGCUUUGUGCUUCCACCAUUCAAUUUCUUUAAAAUCA